UGAAAAUGAGGCCCUGAAUCAGUCUCCAACCAUUGUCAGAGCUUCUGUGUGUGCUGAGUAUAAGAUGUGGUGUGUGUCAGCGGUGUCCUGGUGUCUGUUCUUCUAGGAUCUGUUUUGAAGCUGUGACGGACACCUUUCAUUAAGGACUGAGAAGAUGGUGCAGACGGCUGUUACCCACUGUUUCUACGCUGCUCGGACCUGGUGACAGAGAGAGACAGAGAGACAAAGAGAGACAGAGAGAAAGGAGAGAGAAAGGAAAGAGACAGGAGAGAGAAAUGAAGUGAAAGGAGAGAGACAGAGACAGAGAGAAAGGAGAAAGAGACAGAGAGAGAGAGACAGAGAGAAAGGAGAGAGAAAGGAAAGAGACAGAGAGACAGGAGAGAGAAACGAAGUGAAAGGAGAGAGAGACAGAGAGGGAGAGAGAGAGACAGAGAGAAAGGAGAGAAACAGAGAGGAAGGAGAGAGACAGAGAGAAAGGAGAGAGAGAGACAGAGAACAGGGAGAGAGAAUAGAUCAGAGAUAGAACAGAGGACCAGCUGCGUGGACCUUCAUAUGGAGUCUACAACAGAGGGAGGAGGAGGAGGAGGAGGAGGAAGAGGAGGAGGAGGAGGAGGGCUGAGGGAGCUGGUUCUACAGUGGUUUACAGAGACCCAGGCCCCUCUCAUUCUCCUCCAUAAAGGAAACUUUCCCGACUGGUUCCAAGGCUUCACCGCCAGAAAGGAAGCAGAGGAGCAGCUGAGAGAUAAGCCUCUGGGAUGUUUUCUCAUCAGACUCAGUGACAAAGCCAUCGGAUACAUCCUCUCAUACAAAGGACAAGACCGCUGCCGCCAUUUUGUGAUCAACCAGGACCAAGCUGGGCUGUUCAUUAUCUCCGGGGACGACCAGCCUCACCACAGCCUCACAGAACUGAUAGAGCACUACAGAGUCCAUCCCAUCCAGCCCUUUGGAGAGUCCCUCACCUCUACAUACUGUUGUCAGUCAAGCUCAGGAGAGCUGUAUGAUGUGGUCCAGUUUGAGGCCAAAGAGAAGACCGGUGGGGUCAAUGUCCGAGCCCUGAGAAGUUACUGGGACCAGCAGAACGAACAGAAGAAUGACCAACACCAACAGAAUGACCUUCAAAAAGACCCACGGAAUGACCCACGGAAUGACCCACGGAAUGAGCAGCACCAAUGGAAUGACCUGCCGCCAACUAGGCAGCCCCCUGCAGUGCCACCCGUGCUGCCACCCAAAACCAACAACAGGAAGUUGACAUCAACAGCAUCCAUUGGCAGGAAGUCCCUCCCACAGCAAGCAGUACCUCCAGUACCAAGGCGAGGCCCACCUCUGACCCACUCUCUGAGUGGAACCUUGUCUGAAAUACACCAUGACCAAACCAAGACCAAAUCUCACGGUCAAACCCAAUACGCAGAAAUACAUUCUAACCACAACAAGACCAAAUCUCACAGUCAAACCCAAUACGCAGAAAUACAUACUAACCAGAACAAGACCAAAUCUCACAGUCAAACCCAAUACGCAGAAAUACAUACAAACCAAACCAAGACCAAAUCUCACAGUCAAACCCAAUACGCAGAAAUACAUACUAACCAGAACAAGACCAAAUCUCACAGUCAAACCCAAUACGCAGAAAUACAUACUAACCAGAACAAGACCAAAUCUCACAGUCAAACCCAAUACGCAGAAAUACAUACUAACCAGAACAAAGUGGAGAGACUGGCCAGUACUGGGAGUCUGAACCAGAGGAGAAGCACCGGCCCCUGGUCCUUCAAUAACACCUCCACAGCAGCAGGAGGAGUCAUGUACUCUGAGCUGACCCUGCCAGAUGGACGGAGCCGCUCUCUACCCCGCCUGGACGACACCACGGAGGAGGAGGAGGAGGAGGAGGAGGGGUACUCCAACAGGAUAACCAUCCCCUGCUUCCCCCACAUCUCUCACUCCCCCAAUCCCCCCAAGAGGGUCACCUGCCACGCCUACUCUCUUCAGGACCCCAGGGAAAGCCCCCAGCCACAGAUCCACAGUGAACCACACAGCCUGGAUCAGCUGAGCACCAAUCCACUGUACCAGGCCUCUGUGGGGCUUGGUGAGGGCCAGGACACCCCCUGGAAGGGACUACAGAAGCAGAGAGAAGGGGACCGUGGCAGGAGCCCUAACCCCCAGGACCAGACUCCCCAGCAGGAGGAGAGUAUGUAUGCAGAGGUUCCAGAGGGGCCAUCUCCUCCCAGUCAUCUGAUUACAGACAACACCUAUGAGCAGAUCCCAGGGGAUGGUGGCCUGAAGGGGACACAAAGCACCGCCACAGACCAGGAGGGAAACACCUAUGAGAUGCUGGAGGGCCUGAAAUCCAAGGAGUCUACUUGGGGCAAAAAGAAUAUCACAUGGAGAAAAUUAUUCCCUGAAUACAAGAAGAAAUAGCAGCACCAUGCAGAUUCAGCAACAAACCAACCAGCACCCUGCAGAUUCAGCAACAAACCAACCAGCACCCUGCAGAUUCAGCAACAAACCAACCAGCACCCUGCAGAUUCAACAACAAACCAACCAGCACCCUGCAGAUUCAGCAACAAACCAACCAGCACCCUGCAGAUUCAGCAACAAACCAACCAGCACCCUGCAGAUUCAGCAACAAACCUACCAGCAGGAAGACAAUUAUUUGAUCAAUGUUAUUGUAUUUAGGAAAUGUGUGGACUUGUUUUCUCUGUGUUAAAUGUGUUUUAUUAGCAAAUAUAAAUGAAAUGCAUUUUUCCUUAUCUCCACAUUAUUUGUACUUGGAAAUUGAAACUCAAGCUGUAUCGAGCAGAGAGAGAGAGAGAGAGAGAGAGAGAGAGAGAGAGAGAGAGAGAGAGAGAGAGAGAGAGAGAGAGA
Messenger RNA from Salmo salar (Atlantic salmon), 2856 nucleotides. RefSeq lists its product as uncharacterized. The record is from RefSeq and is a predicted model, not a curated record. Lineage: Eukaryota; Metazoa; Chordata; Actinopteri; Salmoniformes; Salmonidae. Gene Ontology annotation, cellular component: cytoplasm.